AUGAAACUCACUAAAAAAGAGGUUAGCAAGUAUAUACCUCGUGAUAUUUCUUUUGAUAUUCUAUCCAAAUUGCCUUUGAAAUCUUUGAAGCGAUUUACAUGUGUGUGUAAAUUUUGGACUAAUUUAUUUGAAAAACCUGAAUUCAUGAGAAUGUAUCGCAAACAUUUAUCCACAUCUACGUAUGACGAUCAUAAUUCGCGCCUCCUCUUUAAGCAGACUCCUGCUGGCUAUAUGAGUGAUGAAGAUAAUUUAUAUAUUCUUUCUAAUGAGACUUUUGAGAAUAGUAUUAAGUUAGAUUGGCCACCUCCAUUUGAAUCGCAUCACAUAGAUAUGUGUGUCUUUGAUUCUGUUGUUAAUGGCAUACUUUGUGUCUAUCAAGGUUCUGGAUCUUGCACCUCAACUUUGUUUGGGCAAACAGUAGUAUUGUGGAGUCAAUCUACCGAUGAAUUCAAGGUCAUUCCCGAUGGCUCUAUUGAGCAUCUAAUUCUCAAAGCAUUUCCUCCGGGCACUGUUUUUGAAGAGCUACCUAUUAUACCGACUUUUGUUGGCAUUCAUGGAUUUUGUUAUGACCCCGUGACUGAUGACUACAAGCUGAUUCGACGUUUUGGUUUCAGUCUCAAUCCCCAGAACAUUAAUGAUGACAUUGUGAGCUUUUGGCAGAUAUAUAGCUUAAAAAGUAAUUGUUGGAGAGAUCUUCAAGUUGAAGUUGAUAUGCCAGGUAACAUGGGUAGAACCGUUGAUUUUGCGGUGAAUUUACAUGGGAUGUGCCAUUGGUUGGGCAAUGUAGGUACUAUUGUUGGGGAAGAUGAGUUGGUAUCAUUUAAUUUAAGUGAUGAAACCUUCAUUAGGACACCCUUGAUUCAUGUUGAUGAUGGCCCUUUUAUCGUACAUUUAGUGGUGUUGAAAGAGUCGAUUGCUCUGAUGGAGAUGGACGAUUAUGGUGGUUAUUUGAUAUCAAUUUUGGGUGAAUUAGGUGUAGCAGAGUCAUUGACGAGACUUUUUAGAACCGGAAUCCUACCUGACAUUCAAGAAAUUAUUGGGGUUGGCAAGAAUGGCAAUAUAUUCUACGUAACUGGGGACGAAGAAAUUGCAAAGUAUAAUUUAAAUACCGAGAUGAAUGAAGAGAUCGGUGUUAGAGGAAGGUUUGGAAGUUGUCAAAUGGUUAUUUAUAACGAAAGCCUACUUCCUAUGGAAGGAAUACUUAGUUAAUUGUUUUUCUAUUACAUAGU
Messenger RNA from Trifolium pratense (red clover), 1229 nucleotides. Its product is annotated as F-box only protein 8-like. Lineage: Eukaryota; Viridiplantae; Streptophyta; Magnoliopsida; Fabales; Fabaceae. Gene Ontology annotation, molecular function: protein binding. The record is from RefSeq and is a predicted model, not a curated record. The transcript has a single exon. The coding region runs from base 1 to 1209 and encodes 402 amino acids.